GGCCAACACACGUCUUCUGCCGCCAGAUAACAAGCCUCUUUAACAGACUUUCAGCGCAGUCUGGCAAAACAGAGACCUUCUGAGAGGAAAUGAGAGGAUACAGAGGCAUCAAGUACACUUUAUUCAUCUGCUGCUACGUCUUCUGGGUGGUGAGUGCCAUCCUCACAGCAGUUGGAAUCUACGGCAAGAUCGCCAAGGAGAAAGAUGUGGUUGACACCCUGACAUUAGAUCCAGCUCUGCUGUUGAUCGUUGUUGGCUCGGCGAUGUUUCUCAUCACGUUCCUCGGGUGUUUUGGAGCGCUGCGUAACACCACCUGCCUUCUGAAGAUGUUUCUUGGGAUCCUGGUAGCUGUCCUGCUCCUGCAGAUCGCUGCUGGGGUGGUCGGAUACCUCUUCACUGACAUGGUGAUGGAGAGGACGGAGAGGCUGAUGAUGAAGGCCAUCGUCCGUUACAGGGAGGACCGGGACCUGGAGAACGCCAUUAACUUUAUCCAGAAGAAGUUUCGUUGCUGUGGAGUUGAGAGCUACAAGGACUGGUCUCGUAACGUCUACUUUGAGUGUUUGGACACAAACCCUAGUCUGGAGGCCUGUGGAGUUCCCUUCUCCUGCUGCGUUGGUUUACAGAACCAGACGGUGCUGAACACUAUGUGUGGUUAUGGGGUGCAGCAGCUGGAGGAGUCUUCAGCCGGUCAGGAUGUCUUCACCAUCGGCUGCUUGCAGGGGAUCGCGCUGUGGGCCAAAACUAAUCUGCUGCUGGUGGCCGGUCUGACGGCUGGCCUGCUGCUGCUCGAGGUCUGCAUGAUCGGCUUGGCUGCAGGUCAAAUCUCCUGGAUAAAGAAAGUCCAACAACUAAAGAACGAAGAUGCACCCAGAAGGAGGUCAGAAAGAAAGGACAGCUACUGGUAUCCCGCUUUUGCAGACUUCAAUGAUGAAUGUAAUUCUGAGUGAUGGGAUGGAAAAAUAUCUGAUAUUUCCACUGUGAUUAUCUAGUUUGUCAUUUUAGGAGAGUGUCAGAGGCUCUCCCAGUGAACAGCUUCCAUGCCUUGUUGGAAAUUGAACUACUACCUCAUGUCAAACCACUUCAGGUCACCUUUCUUAUAUACAAGUAAGUGAUUCAAAGAGAAAGUCAGUUUUGUUAUCAACAUAAUGUGAAAAGUAUUAGAAAUAUUUGUAUAUUAUGAAAAGCUGUUCAUUGUAGAUUAUUCAAAAUGCACACCCAGUACAAAACAUUUAAAUCACUGUGUAUUUUGUAUGUAUAUAAAUGUACAUGUGUAUUAAUCAUUGUGAGAAUAAAGCUUGAUGUAGUUAUUCCUCAGAC
Trematomus bernacchii (emerald rockcod) is the source of this 1317-nucleotide messenger RNA. RefSeq lists its product as uncharacterized. The transcript is spliced from 8 exons. The coding region runs from base 90 to 947 and encodes 285 amino acids. Lineage: Eukaryota; Metazoa; Chordata; Actinopteri; Perciformes; Nototheniidae. The record is from RefSeq and is a predicted model, not a curated record. Gene Ontology annotation, cellular component: membrane.